AUGAGUACCAUAAUCACCGAUGUGGACUUCAACGAAACUAAAGCAAAGGAAAUUAAUAUCUGCGCUUGGGUUUUCACGGGGAUCGCGAUUGGAACUGUCUCUCUAAAACUUACAACUCGGGCACAAGUGAAGAAGCUGGGUUGGGAUGACUUUUUUAUUUUCCUUUCGCUGGCUUUGAGCAUUAUUGCUGCCGCAUUUGUUUCAUACUCUGUUACAUUGGGACUGGGGCGUCAUACUGCUGCUGUCGUUGCAGAACACGGACAAGAAAGGCUAGCAUUGACGGCUUAUUGGCAGAUUUUGGGAUACCCGUUUAACAUCGGAUCCUUCAGCUUCCCAAACAUCUCAAUCGCAAUCCUAAUUAGCAAUCUUCUUGAUCGAAACCCGCGGCGAACAGGAUGUCUUUACGCAAUGACAAUUCUUCAAGUGGUACUCGCUCUGAUCUCCAUUUUCGUCAUCUUUUUCCAAUGCACGCCCACAGCCGCCCUCUGGGAUCCUUCUGUGAAAGGAACAUGUUGGAGCACAAAAGUCUUCAAUGACUACUCAUACUGGGUCAGCGCAUAUACGACUGUUACAGAUAUCGUGCUGGCUGUUGUUCCUAUUCGGGCUUUUUGGAAUCUGCAGAUGCGGUUCUCGACCAAGUUAGGAAUUUGUAUCAUGAUGGGGCUGACUUUGCUCUCCGCCAUUGUCACGGUUGUCAAGGCGACUUAUUUGCAUCUCUUCACUGAUCGCACAGAUCCUUUGUUCAAUGUUGUUCCGCUAGUACUUUGGGGACUUGUCGAACAAAAUGUCGUCAUUGUCGCUGCCUGUAUUCCCACGCUCCGUCCGUUCUUCCGCAAGACAUUUGAGUCAAAGGUCCCUCAUUCGGGAACUGGAAACUCAAACUCAGGGUUAGGAUUCAAACUUUCCUCCCACCCUUCGCACAGCGCCGCCAAACCCAUUAGUGCGGAAUCGGAAAUUCCGUUUGGAAGGCCAAAGCAACAGGCAUUCGAUGCCGAGAGCAAUGAUAGUCAGCAGGGUAUCUGGCAAACACAAGAGAUAUCCGUGGAGAGUGAUGAAGAGACAGAUUUGGAGGGUGGUCGACGAAGAAAGUACCAGGAAGUGGUACCCGCUAACCUGCGCGGUGGUAAAUAG
Penicillium antarcticum is the source of this 1131-nucleotide messenger RNA. RefSeq lists its product as uncharacterized. Bases 1 to 1131 code for a protein of 376 amino acids. Lineage: Eukaryota; Fungi; Ascomycota; Eurotiomycetes; Eurotiales; Aspergillaceae. The record is from RefSeq and is a predicted model, not a curated record. The transcript is spliced from 6 exons.